Messenger RNA from Trichobilharzia szidati, 443 nucleotides. Lineage: Eukaryota; Metazoa; Platyhelminthes; Trematoda; Strigeidida; Schistosomatidae. The record is from the annotation of a GenBank genome assembly.
UCCGAUGAAUACAGAAAAGAAAGAAUAACUUCAUAUCAGUAUGAUUUAUCUGGCCAGUGUAUUUGUUACUUUGUUCGCAGUGUUCGUUUCAGUCACCCAACCUCAUGUCAUUCAGGAAAAUGUAAAUUCGGAAGACUUACCUGGUGUUGAUAAAUAUCAAUUUGAUAGAAAUACAACUUGCACCCUGUGUAUUGAUACUUUCUACCUAUGGCAAAAAGUUGUCAUUUCAACAGAUACGCAGAAAUAUCUUGACAGUUAUGCUAAGUUCUUUUGUUCAUUUUCAAUAAUAUACAAAGAUCAGUGCGAAUUAAUGGUUAAACAAUAUUUCGAUACUUUUAUGUACAUCGUAAAUCAUACGAAUUACGUAGAUUUGUGCAAGGCAACACCACUAUGCAAGGCAUGAAGAAGUGAAGUACGAUAAUAUGACUUUAUUAAAAUGUUUG